AUGGGAGCCAUGUCUGGCGGCGGCCCGAUCGCCGGCGAGGCUGUGGGGCACGGAGGAGGCCUGAGGAGGGCGGAUCUGGUCGUCAGGGGCCGGAUCCCGCCGGAUCCGUGGCCGGAGCAGGGCGACAACACGGAGGCGGGGCAGCACGGGGCCGGCGGCGAGCUCCUCCGGGCAGCGGGGCGAGAAGGGGCGGCGAGCACGGGGCGCCAGAGGAAGGAGAAGGGCGGCGCGGCUCCUGAGGUCGGCGGGGUUGGCGGCGACGUGAGGCACGACGGGGAGGAGCGGGCGGCGGGGCGCAGGGACGGGCGAGCGGUGGCGCGCGCGGGCCGGGGCGCAGCUCAGAUCGAUGCCCCCUGGCGGGUCGCACCUGGGCUCCGCGGGCCGCGACAGCGGGGAGCGGGGCUGGGGCGACGUGGCGCCUUCCUGUUGGCCCGGGGCGCUGGCUGCGGCGGCGGAGGCCAGUGGGGGCGCGCCACUUCCGGCGGUGGGCUUGGCCGGCGCGGAAAACGAGGAGGAGGGUGGAGGCUGCGGCAGGAGGUAGGUGGAGGGCUAGGUUUAGGCUAG
This is a messenger RNA of Aegilops tauschii subsp. strangulata, 564 nucleotides long. Lineage: Eukaryota; Viridiplantae; Streptophyta; Magnoliopsida; Poales; Poaceae. The record is from RefSeq and is a predicted model, not a curated record.